UAAUUAAGAUGCAUUUGCAGCGCUUCAGACGUUCUUCGGUUAAGUAGAGUGUGUGAUUCAGAGUGUUCUAUAGUUCUAAAGUGUAGUAUGUAUUUCCGAAACAAGACGACUACGCAGUUGGUAGCAGGAACCGGCCACGAUCAGUGUAGAUCCUGAGCUUGAACGGCGCAGAUCACAACGACAUGCAGUAGGAGUAGUUCCACGGAAAGCUUUCGGAAGUCUAUAAAUGAUUGUGAAAUCGUAGGAGAGCUUUCAAUCGCACACCAGCCGGGUAGGCAAGUAAACAAAGUUGCAACGCAGAUAAGCGGCAGGGUUUCGGUUGGCGAUUUUGUGAGCACAUCUAGUUGCUGAUAAUUAAAGGCCGAAGAUUGUGUGUUGUGUGCUUCGCAUCCGAGUGAAUUAAUUCUCAGAAAUGGGAAAUGUUUUGGAUUUUGUGUUAUUACAAAGCUACGUUUGAUAAGAGUGCAGGCAAGUGAAACGAGUUGAUUUUAAAUACAUAUAUAUAUAUGUGGACCGGGACGGGACGUGUUGAGUUUGGAUCGUAUCGAGGAAAAAUUGAUUUGUGAGUUUGUGCUAUAACUUUCGCCCUGGUGGAGAGUGAUAACGAAGAUAAGAUAGUGAGCGAGUGAUAUUGUACAAAGUGAUCAUUAGGGACCAUCAUCGGGGAGGCAGUCAUCAUGUCAACACUUCUCAAUUUGGACAGCUACCGUCAUGAGCUAUUCGAGCAACACCACCAGCAGCAGCAGCAUCAGCAGCUAUCGUCAUCGCCGACGUACUCGGUGCUAUCGAUGGAAUCGUCCGCGUCGUCGCCUAGCGCAGCCGAGAGUAGCAAGUACUACGCGAGCAACUCUCCGUCCAGUGUCAGUAACAUGUCCCCGAAAUCAACAGCUAGCGAUACGAGCUCGUUCAACAUGCAGAACUUAAACAUUUCCAACGGCUACCCAUACUUGAUGACCGGGGAUGAGACACAGCUGCAAACCUUCCACUAUACAGAACACAGCGGUGCAUCGAACCAAGCUCAAGUGGGACUAUCCGUGGUACACCUAACGAUCAUGGAGCAGCCGGUGGACAAGUUUCGCUUCCGGUACCAAUCGGAGAUGCACGGCACGCACGGUUCCCUGAUGGGGGUGAACACGGAGAAAAGCAAGAAGACAUUCCCAACCGUAAAGCUGCAUGGGUUCCGAGGCGAAGCCAAGAUCCGUUGUUCGUUGUUCCAGGUGGAUCCGAACCGGAGGGCAGCCCACUCGCAUAACCUGGUGAUCAAAAGUGGAGAAAUUGAUCUGAACGAUCCGCACGAUAUCGACGUGAACGAAGAUUGCAACUACGUGGCCAUGUUCCAGGGCAUGGGAAUCAUACAUACGGCUAAGAAGAACAUUGCCGAACAGUUGAGCAAAAAGAUGAAGAAGCAAAAGGCGGUAGAGGUGUCCCGGGAGCUGACUCUCCGAGAGGAACAGCAGCUGCAGAAGGAGGCAAUCGAGAUGGCAAAGACGAUGAAUCUUAAUCAGGUGUGUCUGUGCUUCCAGGCAUUUCAGGUCGAUCCGAACACCGGCCAAUGGACGCGGCUGUGUGAACCGGUUUAUUCCAACCCGAUUAAUAAUAUGAAGAGUGCCCUGACAGGAGAGCUGAAAAUUUGCCGGCUGAGUACAACUGCUGGCAACGUAGAUGGAGGGGAGGAAGUGUUUAUGUUUGUUGAAAAAGUUUGCAAAAAUAACAUCAAGAUUCGAUUCUACGAAUUGGACGAGUACGAUCAGGAGGUCUGGCAGGAUUGGGGUGUCUUCUCGGAAGCGGACGUCCACCAUCAGUAUGCAAUCGCAUUCAAAACACCCACCUAUCACAACAAAGACAUCACCGAACCGGUCGAUGUGCUGAUGCAACUGUAUCGACCACGGGACAAAUGCCAGAGCGAGUCCGUCCCAUUCAAGUACAAACCCCGCCUGAACAUAUCCCGCAAGCGGCCUCGGGUCAGUUCCGGUCAAAUUUCCUGCAACAUUCCCACUGUGGUCCCCAAUGAACCGGGAACCAGCCGGUUACCAUCGUUCCACCAUCCGUUCUCUAUAAUUCCACCGCUGCCAGCGCCCAUUCCCGAGUCGAGUAACACCAUCAGCAAAGAAUACAACAAAUCAGGCAUCAUUCAGGAGAUUUUGGACAGCCACAUUCCCACCACAAUAGCCGCUGAUAUCUCGUUUAGCUCGAACGACUUCAAAGAUUUCGUCCUUUGUAACUCGGAAGAACUACACAAGCUCAUCAACGACAUCGGUGAGGCGCAGGAGAUGAGCAAGUUGGAAACGGACUCGGUGUCGGUCAGUCACGUGGACGAUGCGGCGGCACAGUUCGAGCGAGCGUUGGAGCAAUAUCUGGACCAGAACCAGCAGGCGAAGGACGUGGAGAUCCUGAAGAAGAUUCUGACCAUCAUUAGACUCCUGUGCCGGAAGAACUACGACCAGUGCCGGGAGCUGAUAUCGGCCCUCUGGAUGUCAGCGAACAAAUUGAAAGUCAAUUGCCUGCACAUGGCCAUCGAGCGGCGGAACGUCCCAAUAGCCUGCAAAUUGGUCGAACUCCUGCAGGACAACCAGCUCCACGAGCUGCUGGAUCUGUUCAACGAGCGCAGCGAAACGGCCCUGCACCUGGCCGUAUCGGCCAAUCUGGUGGAAGUCGUCGACGUGCUGCUGCUAUCGGGAUCCCGGAUCAGCUUCUGCGACAGUCGGGGAAAUUCCGCGCUGCACCGUGCCGUCUACGAGAAUGCCACCGAUAGUUUAAAUGUCUUGCUAGGACAUUGCAAGCGAAACGGGUUCCGGCUGGAUUCGACCAAUGACGAUGGCUUCACGCCGCUGCAUCUGGCGGUGAUGUGCAAGAAUCUGAAGGUGACGAAGAUACUGCUGGAACGAGGGGCCUCGCACAAGCUUCGCGAUCUCAAGCAUGGGCACAACAUCCUGCACAUUGCGGUGGAAAGUAAUUCUCUGGACAUGGUCAACUACAUUCUGGAAAAUGUAGACAAAUUAUUAGGCGUAGUACCGAACAAUGCCGGCUACACCCCGUUGCAGUUGGCCAAUGCAAGGCACUUGGCAAACUCGAUUAACAAGUUGAUCGUUACGGAGUUGCUUCGCUACAAUCCCGGAGGGCUGUUGGAAAAAGAACAUCUAACGGACGAGGAGGAUGAUGAAACGGAGCAGGACGAGAACCACCAUCCCCGGAAUGAGUUCCGGACAGAAACCGUGUUUGAUUCGAUCAACGUAAACUGUAACCGGGUGGAAGUGAUACGGGUAUUGGAGGAGCAUACGAAUUCGAAUCAGGAACCUACGUUGACUCCUUUGGAGAAUGUACCGUACAGCAGCACGCUCGAUGAGGGUGCCGGAUAUCUGUUCGACGAGGAGUGCCUGUCCCACCUGUGUGGGCUGUUGAAUCGGCAACAUUUGUGGCGAGAUGUGGGAUCGCUGCUGGACUUCAAUGCAUUCUUCACGAUCUGGGAAGAGUCGGUCAAUCCUGCUGGCAUGUUGUUGAACUAUUUUGAGAUGCAGAAAAUGAAACUCGAAAAUUUGACAGGCAUCCUGCAAGCGUUGGAUCAGAAAGAGGCCGUUCAUUACAUUGAUGAAAUGAUUUGCCGGCAUAUGAAAUGAGCAUCUCUUGAGUGGAACCGAGUUCAGUUUUGUGGAGUAGAGAUUCCCUUUUGGGGUUACACAUUUGCGAGAGGUAAUCAUCUCUCAUCUAAUCCAGUGCUAGUGAUCAUAUAGGUUAAGUUUCUGACACACUUCAAAUUUUAUGCAGAUUUGAAGGAAGGAUACGUACAAAAGAUUUAUUAUCAUACUGUUUUUAUGUAACAUAAAACAUGUUUAAUUGUGUAGUUGAGUAUCACCUGCUAGAAACGUGUGCGAUGCCCUUUAGGACUUCAAUUAUCGAAUUGAACGCCAUCGAUGGCUUUUGGCGGAUAAAUUGGGACUGAAGUUCCAUUAACUUUUCCGAAGUUCAGUCAACUUCUCCAGAGUAGCCCACGGAACAUCGGAGGAGUUUAGGCAGGUUAAUGGAACCAUUUUAAAACUCAGUUCAGAUCUUCAGGAAGGUCAGCAGAUAAUAGAGUAUAAUAUACAUAUGUGUUCAAAGAAAUUCAAUUCAGUUCAGGAGAUUCAGAAAACUCAGAGUUUCAUUUACAACCCUAUUUUUAGUAUAUAUUUGCGCCUUCGAAGCAUGCAACCAAAGUGCUCGAAUCAGUAACCCUAGUACUACACUAUAUUUGUUUUGAUUAGCUAUAAAGGUUGAAAGAUAAAAUGAGGGGUUCGUGGAUUUACCUAUGUUUCGAGGGGUGCAUC
This is a messenger RNA of Ochlerotatus camptorhynchus, 4301 nucleotides long. RefSeq names its product Relish (gene Rel). The transcript has 9 exons. The record is from RefSeq and is a predicted model, not a curated record. Gene Ontology annotation, cellular component: cytoplasm. Lineage: Eukaryota; Metazoa; Arthropoda; Insecta; Diptera; Culicidae. Bases 678 to 3614 code for a protein of 978 amino acids. Gene Ontology annotation, molecular function: RNA polymerase II cis-regulatory region sequence-specific DNA binding; protein binding; DNA-binding transcription factor activity, RNA polymerase II-specific. Gene Ontology annotation, biological process: regulation of DNA-templated transcription.